Cetraspora pellucida is the source of this 392-nucleotide messenger RNA. Lineage: Eukaryota; Fungi; Glomeromycota; Glomeromycetes; Diversisporales; Gigasporaceae. The record is from the annotation of a GenBank genome assembly.
UAUCUCCACAUCAACAGACAUCUCAACCUGUACAGACAUCUCAACCUGUACAGACAUCUCAAUCUGUACAGACAUCUCAACCUGUAGUGUAUAGCAUUCAACAAAGUCCAAUAAUUAUUUCUACCAUACCAGAAAAUUUUUACUUCAAUGAUAUCAUUGAUUGGUCAGAUUCGUCACCACGUUCUCUUGAGCCUAGAGAUGACUAUGAGAUAGAAAUGCUCAAGGACAGAUUAAACCUCCUCCUGGCUUAUUUCGAUAAUGGAAAUUUUCCAUUUGUUCCAUGUCAUGCUCAUGAUGUACCUAGGAUGUUCGUUUCUAAGUCUGGAAGAACUAUGAUGUCUCUGCAACUCUGUAAUCAUUAUUCAACCUAUAAUGUAAUAGUUAUAGAUUAA